This is a messenger RNA of Seriola aureovittata, 2123 nucleotides long. RefSeq names its product beta-1,3-galactosyltransferase 2-like. NCBI's taxonomy places the organism in Eukaryota, Metazoa, Chordata, Actinopteri, Carangiformes, Carangidae. Gene Ontology annotation, molecular function: N-acetyl-beta-D-glucosaminide beta-(1,3)-galactosyltransferase activity. The transcript is spliced from 4 exons. Gene Ontology annotation, cellular component: membrane. The coding region runs from base 573 to 1529 and encodes 318 amino acids. The record is from RefSeq and is a predicted model, not a curated record.
AGGAUAGUCUCGUUGUCGUGGACAGGGCAUGCGUGAGAGUUACUGUCAGUUUGUAAUAAGUUCUUCCUAAUUGAGUAAUCUGGAUUUUCAUGGUUGGAGAAAAGUCUAACCUUUAAAAUAAGGAAGAGUUAAGGAAAUAAGGGAAUAAGGAAAUAAGGAAGGGUCGCGGCAGUCAUGGGGGAUCUCAGUGGCUCAGGUUUUAAUGGGCUGAAAAGGUGACAAUUAAAAGGAAACACCGGCUAUUGUUCAGCACCAACAAUGAAAACUAGGUUACUAGCCACGACAACCGGGGGGAUUCGUUUACAAAGCGAUUCAUGAGAUUCACUUCUACAUCCAACCAGUGACACAGUCAACGGAUCAUCAGGCCUCAUGUUCAGUUAUGUAUCUGGGGAUACGAGGAUAAACAACCUGCUGUGACCUUGAGUAAUCCGAAGAAACCCUGUCUCAAGAUCCUCUUCCUGGUUUGUCUAGCGCUCUCCGCCCUAUGUUAUACUCUGUCCUCCAGCUCUCUGUCAUGGCUGGAGAGCCUUCAACUCCACGAGCACUACAACACACUUUUCAGACUGAACAAUAUGGUUAACGUACAACCUUCUUAUUACGUCCAUCCGAAACACAGAGUUAAACUACGAGGAAUCAGUGAAACCACACAACCCCCUGCCACAUUAUCUACUGUAGCACCUACAGGCACUCAGUACCACCAGGCCUACCCACGCAACUACCACUUCAUUAUGGAUAACACAGAGGUGUGCAAAACCAACACCCCUUUCCUGGUCCUGAUGGUUCCGGUAGCACCGAAGAACGUGGAGGCUCGGGACGCCAUCCGGCAUACGUGGGGCAAUAACAGCGUGGUUCAGGGCGAGGUGGUGCUCACUCUGUUCAUGCUGGGCCUCUCUGGAGGAGGUGAUGAUGGGCAGCAGCAGCAGGCGAAGCUCAAAGAGGAGAAUCUCCAGCACCAUGACCUGAUCCAGAGUGACUUCAUGGACACUUACCUCAAUCUAACCAUCAAAACCAUGGUGAUCAUGGACUGGCUGGCUACGCGCUGCCCGACAGCAGCGUACGCCAUGAAGAUCGACUCGGACAUGUUUUUGAACAUUGACAAUCUGGUGAUCAUGCUGCAGAAGCCAGACAUCCCCAAGAAGAACUACCUGACGGGGAUGCUGAUGUGGAACAGGCCGGUCGUCCGUUCAAAGAACUCCAAGUGGUACGUCCCCGAGGACAUGUACCCAGAGCCCGUGUACCCGACCUAUACUCUGGGCAUGGGAUACGUCUUCUCCAACGAUCUUCCAGGGAAAUAUGUGGAAGCCUCAAAAUCAGUCAAGCCCUUUAACAUAGAGGACGCUUAUAUUGGAAUGUGUAUGAAAAAGCUUGGACUGGCGCCCAAGUCGUCACCAGAUCCGUCCCAGUUCAGAGCCUAUAACACAAAAUAUAAUCGCUGUGAAUACUCCAAAAUCAUCACCUACAUCCUUGGCUCUUCACAAGAGCUGAUAAAGUAUUGGACAGAUUUGAAGAAGCCUGGACCGCCUUGUUAGGACAAUGACUGCUACUGAUGCACAGCUGUGGAAGGACUUGGGUGACAGGGUGUUGGGAAGUUAAUUUAUUUAUAUAUUGCUAAUAUAUGUGUUCAUGAUUCUCUGUAUAUUACCAAUUUGGAAAGAUUACAGAGGUUUAUGAACAAUUGCACAACAAAACCUUUGGUGUAUUCAAAACUCCUAAGGGUUGGCAACAAAGAAAAUUAUGAAGGAAGUUUAUUUUUUGUGGAAUUAAUUUUUGAGUGGAAUUAAAAAACAACCCCUGAGGACAUGGGUUCUGUCUCUUGGUUGCAUAUAAGAGGAGAAGACUGUUGAAGCCAGUGUAACAAAUGCAGGUACUACUGCUGCUGAUAGGUGGGGAAAGCUUCCACUGCUUUUGCACAACAGAUCUUAAGUACGGAUAAUAUAUUCACAAUUAAUGUGUUUACAAUUAAUACUUCUAAGGGUAUCUUUUAAGUAACAAAGGAAAGAAGCCAUUGGCCGCUGGCAGAAAGGUGUAAAAGUUAUUAUUUUCCUUUUUUAUUUUGCAGAUUAUUGUAUUUUUUUAAAUGAAAUUAAAUAAUAAAAGAAGCAAGGCUAUUGAAUCCUCCGAAA